Spinacia oleracea (spinach) is the source of this 1311-nucleotide messenger RNA. RefSeq lists its product as uncharacterized. Gene Ontology annotation, biological process: base-excision repair. The transcript has 5 exons. The coding region runs from base 126 to 1121 and encodes 331 amino acids. Gene Ontology annotation, molecular function: DNA-3-methyladenine glycosylase activity. Lineage: Eukaryota; Viridiplantae; Streptophyta; Magnoliopsida; Caryophyllales; Amaranthaceae. The record is from RefSeq and is a predicted model, not a curated record.
CUUCUCAAAACCCACAUUUUCUCCCACAAAUCUAAGUUAUCUAAAUAUUUAUUUCAUAAGUUAUUAAAUUAGAUAUUUUCUUUAAUUUCUGCUUCUAAGUACACUUAACACUUUUUCUAAAAAAGAUGUCACAAAAAAGUGUAAGGAAAAAUGUAGUAGAGAAGAGUAGCAAAAUAGGGUGGUUUAAAACAAAAGAAAAUCCAAACCAAAACAACAACCAUAGCUUCUUUAAGAACUUCAAGAAGGUGUAUCCAUUAGGAAUCCAUAGGAGCAACUCCUCACUCUCGGUGUCGUCGAUCUCGUUAUCGACGAUGUCUCAAACCUCCACGGAUUCAUCCCUUACGGAUUAUUCAUGCCCUUUGGAUCAUAAGAUUUUGUUAUCACUCGAAUCGCUUCGAAAGGUUUCGAUUUUGACCUCUCCUCAUAAGAAAGAUCAGGCACCAAUGCUUGUUACUAGUACUAUGGUUGAGCCGCAACUGCCUAGUCCCUAUAAACCUUGUGAUUAUCAUAAUAGCAAUGGUGUGCUCAAGAGGUGCCUUUGGAUUACCAAAAGUAGUGAUAACGCGUAUGUAACAUUCCAUGACGAACAAUGGGGAGUACCGGUAUAUGAUGACAAUCAAUUGUUCGAGCUGCUAUCAAUAUCUGGUAUGUUGAUGGAUUACAAUUGGACUGAUAUUCUCAAAAGAAGAACCCAAUUCAGAGAAUCAUUUGGAGGAUUUGAUGUGAAUUUCGUAGCGAACAUGGAGGAGAAUAAGAUCAUAGAGAUAUCAUCGAACAAGGAACUCGGUUUAGCAGAGUGUAGAGUCAGGUGCAUUGUCGAGAAUGCCAAAGGAAUUAUCAAGGUAAUGAAAGAGUAUGGAUCAUUCAGCAGCUAUAUAUGGGAGUAUUUCAACUAUAGGCCUAUUAUAAACAAGUAUAGAUAUCCAAGGAAUGUGCCUUUGAGGACUCCUAAAGCUGAGAUCAUAAGCAAAGACCUAGUUCGGCGAGGGUUCCGGCUUGUGGGACCGGUCAUCACUCAGUCCUUUAUCCAAGCAGCUGGGAUGACUAUUGAUCAUUUGAUUGAUUGUUUUAGGUAUAACCAAUGUGUUAGCCUUGCUGAGAACCCUUGGAGGCAUGGUUAACUUAUUAUACAAUUAAGUAUAUACUAUAUAUGUGCAUAUAAUUAACUUGCUUCCUACUUACAGGGAGUUAUUUUUAUUUAAUUAUUAUUAUUAUGUAACUUUUAUUGUAAUUUUAUACAUGCAUACAAAUUUUCGACAACAAAGAGUUAAUCGAUCUUCAAUAAUCAAUACUACAACCUGAAUUUAUUUA